UAUUUACAAUAGUAAAAGUUUGUGAUUAGAAAAUCUAAUUCGCUCGUAUAACAAGAUCUCCUCGUAUCGUCGUUAAUUCUCGAUAAAAUUGUUUUUGUUGGCAAGGAAUGUUAAUUACAAAUACGGUCGCGGUGGAGCUACAGGAGGUUUCUAUUCUGCUUCGUUUCCAGAGGCUCUCGUAGCCCGCGGAUGAGAGCGAUCGCGAGAUCUUGCCGUGUUCUCGCGGGGUCACGUGACUCGCGGUCAGACAGUUAUUUUUUUAGGCAUGAUGGCGCCAAACAGCAGUAUCCACAUUAAUGUAAAUAUAAUAUCGAUUCGGUGCACCGCGCGAGGAAGAAAGCCAUCGGGUGUUCUUACGGAGGCUAUUUGAGGGCGUCGAGCGAGCUCGACAGGAGCCCUCGGCCCAAGAACUCUGAGAGGAAUCCGCUUUCUAGAUAAUAAAUACAUGGACGACUAUGUAGGUGCGCGCGGCUCACCUGCACGUGCCACGUAUCGCUAGCUCACUUGGUAUAGUAGAAUGGCACAGCGAGGCAAACGAAUAAAUAGAAACGACAAUGAUUUGGCGUCUUGCCCAGGCGCAAUCAAAAGGCGCAAAUGUAGGCUGGGUCCAGCGACGGGUACGACGUCGCUGGCAGCUACCAUGGGCCCCUCAGAAGAGGAGGAGACGAUGGCGUCGUCCAGUCAAGGAGGGGCAUCCUGGACCCCCAGACCUCUCAGUGACAUCAAAAUCUCUAGUAUAUACAAUCGCUCCUCCGCCGAGGCUCCUGCAGAAUUAUUUCGUAAGGAUUUGAUCAGCGCCAUGAAAUUACCUGACAGCGAGCCGCUAAGUCCCAAUGAAUAUUGGGUUAUCACCGAUCAGUGGAAGCAAGAAUGGGAGAGAGGUGUUCAAGUACCUGUUAACCCAGACUCCCUUCCUGAACCUACAGUUACUAUCACGCAGGCAGCACCCGUAAAACAACACACUGAAUUCAAACUACCUAAAAAAUUCGUAAGGAUAUCUCGCGACGAUUACUUCAGUCCUGAAGAUCAUCAUUUAAGCACAACACCGGCACGAGCAGAAAAAGCUUGUGCUUAUGACCUUGAUGACACUGAUAUAGCUUGGUUGGAUGUGUUAAAUGGCGAACGUGCACAGUCUGGUCAGUUGCCAAUCACGGAAACACAAUUGGAGCGCGUGAUAGAGGAACUGGAAGUUCGUUGUUGGGAAAGAAUACAGACUAUUGUAAAAAACGAGGAAGGUCUUGGUAUCGAGUAUGACGAGAACGUAAUCUGUGAUGUCUGUAGAUCUCCUGACUCCGAGGAAGGGAAUGAAAUGGUAUUUUGCGACUGCUGCAAUAUAUGCGUGCAUCAAGCGUGUUAUGGAAUUACUUCGAUACCGGAUGGUUCCUGGCUAUGCAGAACCUGUUCUCUAAGUCAACGACCAGAUUGUGUUCUCUGUCCUAACAAAGGUGGUGCUAUGAAGUGUACUCGUAGUGGCCAAAAGUGGGCUCAUGUCUCUUGUGCUUUAUGGAUCCCUGAAGUCAGCAUUGGUUGUGUCGAAAGAAUGGAACCUAUCACUAAAAUAUCCAGCAUUCCGCAAAGUCGAUGGGCCCUGAUAUGUGUGCUGUGUCGAGAAAGGGUCGGUGCUUGCAUCCAGUGCAGUAUAAAGACAUGCAAGACGGCUUAUCAUGUGACGUGUGCCUUCAAGUAUGGCUUGGAAAUGAAGGCAAUCAUCGAAGAUGAAAUGGCCGACGAUGGAGUAAAAUUAAGGUCAUACUGCCAGAAACAUAGUAGAACGAAUACGAAAGAUAAAGUUCAAGGCGCGGGAGGCAAUAUAGGAAGCGGAGCUGAGAAAGCAGGAUCGGACUCUGAAGACGCAGAAUCCAGAAGGCGCAAGAGGAAAGAUAUGACUUCUGAGGAGAAAAAUCAAGCUCGUGCUGCAAAAUUGCAAGAAAUCGAAGCAGAAUUCGAUAAACAUGUGAGUUUGAAGGAUAUUGCUUCGCAGCAGUUGGACGUGGAUCCCGAAGGCAUUGUCUACAUUUAUAAUUAUUGGAAACUAAAAAGAAGAGCUGGUCACAACAAGCCAUUACUGGCACCACGUUGUGGAGAACUUUCUGGUAGUGGAUCGCGUAAUCAGGGACAAGCUGCUGAUCUCGAAAAGAUGAGGACGUUCGUUCAACUACGUCAAGAUUUGGAGAGAGUCAGAAAUCUGUGUUACAUGGUCGGCAGAAGGGAAAAACUUUGCCGAUCUUUCCUCAGAUUGCGAGAACAAACCUUUCAUAAACAAGCUUUGGUAAUGUCUGGCCCACCAUUACCGUCAGCUGCUGCCGCUGCUGUAAUGGAAGCCAAUCACGGGCCUUCGAUCUAUGAUCGGCUGUAUUCUCAUCCCGACUCGGAAGAUCACACUCACGACUUUGACUUAAUUGUUGCCAGAAUCGCUGGUAUAGAUUCACCGACCAGCGACGAGAAGAAGCCGCAACAACAGCAACAGCAACAACCUCCCCAACAACAACAAGACUUCAAUGGUGCCUCCAGUAAAAAGUUGUAUUUCAACGGCUCCGUCCGAAGAAAGAACCUCUACGGCAGUGAUCUAUCGUCCGUCAGUAGCAGUGAAACAGAUGCGACGAAGGUGAAAACAUCGGAAAAAUCGAAGAACUUGAAGCUGGAAAGUGAGUCAAGCACAGAAGAGGAAACCAACGUUCCGUCGAAAACGAAGUUAUCGCGUAGAAAGACAAAAAAGACUGCUCAACAAGUGGACAAGUUGCAUUCAACGCUUAAAGAGAACAGUGAGAACGAGAAACUCGUGAACAGUAGAUCGCACACACUUCAACACAUGGAAAAGGAGUUAGGAAGCGCUUCCGGUAGUGAAAGUGACGAAUUGCUGCCGUUGAGUGCCGGAGGUACGAAACACGUUGUUGCUUCAGCCAUUUAUUCAGACACCGACUCCGAUUCUCAAGAACACGCGUCUCAUUCGGCAGUGCUAAUCACGAAAGCAGCCGUCAAGGAAUUUUCCGCGGCGAACCUGUCGAAAAAUUCGCAGAAGAGCUUUGGUAAAGAUUCUAGGCACACGGAGUCAACGUAUCACAAUACAGGAACGAAAAAUAAAGAAAAUCAAAGUAAAGGCGGUGCUAAAAAGAAGGAGUACAUACCAUCCGCGUUGAUCGUGCCGCAAAGACAGGCCGCGAAGAAAGCAUCCGAAAUUAUGCAACGUACGCAACAAACCAAGAAGGACAAUUCAGUGCCCGAGGUUACGUCAGAAGCGGUUACAUCUCCCGUGGAGGAGCUUCCUAAAUGUUCCACGAAACAAUCAAAAGAGAAGAGUCCGAGCAAGAAGCAGAGAGAGAAUAAGCCGUCGAAAGAAACAAAGAAUAACGAUGUGUACGAUUUUGAUAAGGAAUUUGGAGAUGGAACGGAGAUCUUGGCGUACGUACCUCAAAGGCAGGCUGCAAAGAAAGCUGCAGAACACAUCAAGAGUGGAAUGGGUACUAAGCCUGCUACGCAAGUCGAACAACAAGAAAAUCCCGAUGGACGGUCGAAAAAGGAAUCUCCAGAGAGUGGUAAAAGAAAGGAACCUAGGAAGGAAGAUUCUUCUUCUAGAAAAGACGAACUUCCUUUAAGGAAGGAAGAAACUUCCUCGCCAUCAUCAUCUUCUUCUUGCUGUUCUUCAUCCUCUUCGUCUUCUUCAUCGUCGUGUUCUUCUUCAUCCUCCUCGUCAUCUCGGAAAGAAGUUUCGUCUGGUAAAGAAGAAUUGGUCGCGAAGAAGGAAGAGCCCUCGUCCAAGAAGGAAGAAGUUCUUUCGAAGGACAAUUGUUCCAGGAGACCUAGGAAACCAAGUGAACGAAAAUCUGUACUCUCGAGUAACAGCGACAGUAACAGUAGUAGCAACAGUUGCAGUAGCUCCACUGGAAGCAGUAGCGAUUCCGAGAGUCCGGCACGUAGGAGACUCUCGAACGAACUUAAGGAAGCUUCUGCUUCCACUACUUCCUCCGAGAGCGACGCUGGUAACAGAACGAAAACAAAAACGACCACGACAAUGGUUGCUGCCGCGGCAAAUAGAAAGCAACAUCCUAGUAAAACGUCACCAGACCGAGAAGCUGACAAGAAACCAAUCUCAGGGCGGAAACUCAAGAAGCUGCCCGAGAAGAAGCUUAAAACUUCCGACGGGCGGCGGGGACCAGAGUUUCAGCCGCCUUCUGAGAGAGAGGAACCUCGUAGAACCUCCAAGGAUCAGCAUCAACAACAGAAACAACAGCAACAACAGGAGGCAACUGUCAAGAAGCAGGAUCAAAGAGACAACAAAAAGCAACAACCACCAGCAGGAACGGAGGGUAAUGAGGAUCUGCUCACUGGGGCUGGAGAUCAUGAUGGGUCGAGAAGUGUUUCUGGGUCCAGACCUACCAAGAAGUCGAGUCAAGCUGCUAAACAACAAUCCUUAUCAAGAAAAGAGGACAACAAGAACAAGUCUGAGGGUAGAAAACGAAAACCAAACGAGUCCGUCGCUAAGGAUGAGAAGAAAGAAACGGUUAAGAAGCCGGAGAAACGGUUGAGCGAGAAACAACCUUCCAAGGAGACCGAGAAGAAGGACGAAGAAGAGAGUAGAAAGGACGAACAGAAGGUUAUCGAUCUAGAGAAGAGCGACGAAUGUACGGACAGUUCGUCGAAGAACGACGAGAAGAAAGUUAAGAAGCUCGCGGGUAAAGACGCGGUGAAUAUCUUGGAGGAAGAGAUGAAACAACGCAGAGCUGAGAGGGACAGUCCGAAGAAAUCGUCGAGAGGUUUGGACAAACUUCUGGAGAAACGCGAACAUCUGGACAAGAUGUCCAAGAGCAAGAAUGCGGAAGUUAAACAGGAGAUGACCGUUUGCGAGGAAGAGAAAGAAGAGAAAGAGCCCGUGGAAGAGAUUCAACAACCGAAGGAAAGUAUAAAGGACGAGGAUCGUAAGAACCAUGUGAACGAGGGUGUUAACACGAUCAUCGAGAAACCGAAAGUCGAAGAGCAGUUGGAGGAAGAAGCGAUAAAGAAAGACAUCGCCGAGGCGCCACAACUGGAGAAGACUACAUGUGGAAAGAAAAAGUCCGAGAGAAGUUUGGAAACCACCAUCGAAUCACAGACUACGGAGAUUCUCGUUCCCGUGGAGGAGAACCUUCAGAAAGAAAUCAUCGAAGAAGACCCCGCCAAGUCUGUCGUGGACAAGAUAGAAACUUUGGAGAAGGAGCAUCAGAAGAGGCGGAAGUCCGGGAAUCGAUCGAUCUUCUCGCCACAGCACGGCAAGGAUCCAAGCGUGUCGGAAUUGUUCGAUUUCGAUCAGGACAUGCUCACGGAGGAGAUGGUGAACGAAGACGGUUUCGGUAUAUCGAGGGAUCCAGAGGAGCGAGCCGCGCCGUUGAGUUUCUCUUUCAACAACGAACUGUGGUUUAAGGAAGACUCGAAGGAGGACAGCGCCAGGGAAACUCUGCAUCUCGUCGAAAAAUUGCGUAUGGAGCUCUCGAAGAAAUCAAAUUCUAGUCAGUUCGAGUUAGAGGCAGUACCUGUAGACAGCGAAAUAAAAAAGGAAGAUCCAACGACAGAGAAAGCGUUCGAGCAACAACAGCUGCAGCAACAGCAGCAACACUUGCAGCAGUCGCAACAGCAGCAGCAUAAUCAGCAAUUAGAGAAAGAGACAAAGAUUCUCGAACCCGCGGAAUUAGUUUUGGAUGCGAAGAACAGCGUCGAGAUGCCCGUAGAAGAGGUAGCUAUUAUUGAAGCCCGUCCCGGUAGCUGUAAAGACACCAUCGAGGAGAAAAGAAAGACAUGCUACACCAGCAGUAACGAUAGAUACACGGCCUACGAAGAGGAUCGCGAAACGAACAAGGUCAGUCUGGUGGAACGAUCGAAGCUGGACCGUGCGGAAACGGACGAGAGAUGGGUUCCUCCGAGCAUCAAUAGUUUCGAACAUAGCGACGUGCAACACCUGAACGCUUUAAUGGAGACCCAGAAUCAUCGAUACGGCAACCAUCAGUUCUCCAACGAGUCCAUUCAGGAGAACGAAUCGCUCACUCGUUCUCAUUUGAACGCGGCGGCUAUGCAGGAACAGUAUCUUCUGCAGCAACCGCACACGCUGCUCCACGGCCAGCAAGAAUCCCACGAGAGGACGAUUCUCGAUCAACAAAUCCCCGACGAGAACCCUAUGGAAAUGAUGAACAGACAUCUGAUCGGAUUGCCAGCUUCGGAGGACGAUCAGGCAGCCGAGAUGAUGGACAGAGUGCUCGAAAAGGAGGACGAUGUCGUCAGGCAGCAGGAAUACGAUCAGAAUUCUCCGUACAACGACGUAAACGGCCGACCAGACACCAGAUGGGCGGAGAGCCAAGUUCUGCCGUCCCGUAGAUCAACGUCUUCGUCGAUCACUUCCGCUUCCUCCGCGGAGGAUCAUUCCAUUCCACCAUUCAAGAAUGUCCCGAGCAUUUCUUUUCCGCCAUGUUCCAUGGAACCGACGUAUUACGCGGACUCGAGUUACGGCACGGGUCCUGUGUCGUUGUUCCCGCCUCAAUCUUGCGCAGCCCCGUUGCCAUACCCUUCUCCCGGACCAGCCCUCUUUCCGCCCGCGUUCGGGGCAGCUUUUCCAGCCGCGCAGUCGUUGUUGCCACACGUAAAACCGCUCGAGGACUCGUUAAACCUGCAAGCCUCUCCGUGCACCGCUGCGUUCACGUCUUCCUCGCACAAUAUGGCGCUCACCGCUGCCAUGGUCUCGCCCACAAAGAUAGCCACUCCACCACCGCCGCCUCCUCCACCGCCUCCCCAGGUCGCCCCACCCGUCGAAACCAUCGAUAGGACGCAACAACAACCGCAAACGCAGGUCACCGACUCGCCAUCUCUGCCUAUCAACUUCUUGAACACCGUCGCUCCAGAGAGUCACGUUGCCGAUCCGAUCGUCGAGACCCUGCAAGAAGCCUUAACCGACAACAAGACCCAACACCCCGGGAAGAAAUCGCCUUCUAAGCCUACCAGAACCUCCGCUCGAGUGACGUCGCUGCAAGGAAAGUCGCCAGGGAAGUCCCCGCGGCAGGAACCCCAGAGGACGGUCUCUGGAGCACGUGGACGUGGCAGAGGUGCCAAGAGUUCGGCCCAACACUCCAGUUACAGGAGUCGCGGGCGUGGACGAGGGAGAGGACGAGGCAGAAGCGUCCAGAACGCUGGGCUCUCGUUGGUCUCCGGCGCAAUCGUCGGCCAGCACGAUGAUUCUAUUCAAAACAAACUCGUGGGCACCGUCUACGACUUCGAUUCCGACGAAGACUCCACCAGCGAGGCGAACAUUGCUGACCUGCGCACCAUGAGGGAAAGGAAGAAGUCUACCGAUGCCGCGACCGCGGGCGUGGAGAGGAGAGACACCACCGUCGUGGCUUCAGAAGCGGUUCAGACGAGACUCUCCAGUCCUGGAGGCGCGAGGAAGUAUCUGGAAGACAGGAGACUCUCUUGUUCUCCAGGUCGCGACGACUCCGCUAUCGUAGAAAGCGAGUCAAACGCCGGGCAAAGCUUCGAUGCCGUCCUACCACUCAUUCCUGGCCCCGUCGACAUGAGGACGUACAACUCCACCCUCGAUGCUUCGAGCUCUUCCACGUUGCACGGUCAGACCUACGAGAACCAUUUCCUGCGCACGUUUACCAGCGUCUCUACGAGCGACCCCGCCCUUCCGGAUAUCGAGGAAGACCUGGACAAGGAGCUGAGGUUGAUAGGGAAACAGGGACAGGAGGACUGCUCGAAGCCGAGCUUCGAUGCGAGCAUCGACGCCUCGUCCUCCGGUUUCGUCGACGCCAACAAGGUCUCUUUGACGGACUCGAGGAAUCAGCUGAAGGUCAAAAUCAAAGGGCCGUUCUUGGACGCGAACUACGUACCCGCCUCAUCGGUACCGCCUCUGGCUCAACAAGCACCUGUAAUCAUCGCUCCAGCCGCCACCAGUGCUUCUGUCGCGUCGGGCACCUCGAAUCUCCGACGAAUGAGGAAGAAAGAGCUGCUCAGGCAGUACUGUUCCCAGGAUAUGAACAUGGACGAGCCAGGGUCUGGUAAUCUGGCAACGUCCGCGCCGAUCAUCAUGCCACCGAUUAACCGCACGGUGAUCACCAUACCGAAGGCGGUGGCGUCUAUGACCAGCAUACCCACCAGAGAGGACUACAAGGCUGUCGUCGAUGCCAACAUGGAGAAGAAACGAAGAAAAGAAAGACCAGCAGGGUUCCUGGACGCCAACGAGGAGGAGGGACCCAUGGAGAGACGGCGGGGUAGUGCUACUAACGGUGCCAGCUCCAGCGGCAACGUCACGGUCGGGAACACCGACCGUAGACGAGGCAGGCAGAGUAGCGGCGGUAGAUCGACGACGACCACCACGUCGACCACCACCACGAACAGCGGCCCACCGAAACUCAAGAUCAAGAUCGGCAACAGCAUAAUCGGCGGCCAGGAGACCGGCCAGGAUGACAGGACGAGGAUCAGGCCUCCCAAGAAGCGGUUGAGCAGCAUACCUAGCAGCACUCCUAGCAUAGAGGAGCUGCGCAGGGAAAGCAUGAAGUUCAGGCGUAUGAUCAUGGCCGGUUUCGACAAUGACGAGAAGCUCCGGGCGAAGAGUAAAAAGGACAAGAACGGUAAAAGGAAGAAACGACAGUCGAGCAGGAAGGAAGCCAGGGUCCGUAUCCUCGAAGGUGGAGCUGCCCCGCCUAAGCUGAUUAUCAGAUUAGGCAAAGGGAACGAUUCGCCGGACGAACUGCCGAUCCUGGUCACGGACGAAGAGGAAGAGGAGGAGGAGGAGGAGGAACGUAAUCCAACCGACAGCAGGGUAGGGCCACCACCGCCUGAGCCUGCCAAGGACGAGACCGUUUACCCAGCGGUAGUCGCCACCAUCGAGGAGAAGCAGCCUACGGAUCCAAACACUGGUGGCAGCGCGCCCAGGAACGUUCGUUCGGCCAAGGUCACGCCAAUCAGGUUAAAAUUGACGCGUUGCCAGGAGGGCUACGAGCUGAAGGGCUCGCCUGUCCACGGCGAGGAGUCCGCUUCGACGACGGAGAAACCGCCGAGUCCUGAACCAACGAACGAGGAGACGAGGGAUCCGCCGGUUAAGAAUCAAGAGGAGGACUCCUCCAGGGAGGAGGAAGACGACGAAGAAGAAGAGAGCAAUAGCAAUUCCGUGCAAAGAGACUCCACCGCGUGUCCUGCCGCGACAAGUAUACCGCAGGGAUGCCAAGUUAGGUGAUAAUUAAUGAUACUCGUGGAGUAAUGGAGCAGAGGACACGGUGCUCGUAACGAUAGUUUUACGGUCGAUCGAAACGGACUCGAUACAAUAUACGCUUACCGGUUGCUAGCCGUGAAAGCGCGUUGCCGUGAUAAGGUGGAAAAGCGUUCCGCAAGGUACAGUUUUCUUUUUACAAAACAAAUAAAAAUGAACGGAGAUUUACGAGGAACGUCGAGCAACUAGGAAUGUUCGGUUGAGAGCUUUGUUAAGAUGACACUGUGCUGUGGCUGUAUCGCCAAUACUAAUUCCAUAUACUAGUAAUCUAUUCUUCUAUCCGUCUAUAAAGUUGUAUCAGCGGUAAAUGUUAUAGGUAUCUGUUAUACACAUGGCGUAAUAUGUUUCUUUAACUCAUACUUGUCAAUUUACUUAAAAUUCAAUUAUUUAGUCAGUUUCUUUCUUUUAAGUUAAAAUUGUAUUUCGUAUUUACGUUUCAGCACGCUAUACUUUGUUUCUUAGUUUGUUUACGGCUUCGUAUAUCCCACAGGUAUGUUGAUAGAUAUACCACGACGCACAAUGUCAUCUACAUUAUCUUUCAUCCGAACGUUUUUAAUUAUUCCACGCUGAUUUUAAAGGAAUUUUCGCACUAACUCGGCUGUAGCAUGCGGGAGGAGUGCUUGAUUGUAACAAGGACUAUUCAAAUUCUAAUUAUGCUUAAUAGAUAAUAUAAAUUUUUAUUAAACUCUUAUAUUACACUGUUAAAGUAUAUGUAUUUUUUUUAUAACGUUUAUCCAAAAAGAAUACCAAUAAUGUAGUGAUUAUUUGAAGGAUAUUCUUUAUUUUAAUACUUUAUAUUAUUUAUCUCAAUAGCUCUCGAGUUCUCAAUUUUUAAGAAUGGUUUCAUCACCCCGACUCUCUUCUCUCUUAAAAAAACAUAAUUGCCAACAACUUCAAAAAGUAUGUCAUAAAAAUCAGCAUGCAAGGAUAAAACGAUGUUCCUUGUUGUUCUCACGAAAUGUCUUUAUUUACGGUGACACACGUUGUUGGGUUUAGUGGAAAAAAAAACUGAACAAACGUGUUUCUUUAAAGAAUUAAGAUUGUGAGAAUGAAAAUCAUUGAUAAUUAUCGUUUCUGCUUUACAGAUAAUCCAGUACAUGGGCGAGAAAUUGAUCGCGUUAAAAGGCCCAAUGUUUUGAGAAGGGAAAUAGUUAGGAGUGCGCGGGUACCCGAAACUUCCUAUCAGAAUCGAGUUACAAUUGAAGAAGUUUCUUACUAUGGAAGUACUCCAGUCUAUUGCGAAAGUAUUCGAACGAUUAUAGCCAAAACUUGUAGUAAACAGAAUAUGUAAGUUAUAAAUGAAGAUUUCAAGGUACUGCUGCGACUGCGAUAAAACUCAAAUAUCGAGAUUAUAUUGACAAAAUUUUAAGUUGAAAUUGAACGACGCUUAUUAGGAAAUGGUGUACACAAAGGAUAGGAAAAUAUUCGAACAUGAAUUGUUGUGUUUUUUUUUUUGUUUUUUUUUUACAUUAACAUUUCGCUUGUUUGAGCGAGGCAGCUAUUACUUUUAACGUCACGCUGUUUAUUGUACAAUCUGAGUGAUACGAGGUCCCGUCACCGAUGAUCGAGUACUGUUUACUUCGGGUACCCGUAACCCUCUAACGACUAUUAUUUCUGCAUUACAGAUAAUUCAGUUUUACGUACUUGUUAAUCCAGAAAAACGCGCACCACAAAAAAAUCGAUGGUGUAAAAGUGUGUACGAAAUCUUAAAACGGAUAAUAGUUGACACGUUGGCAGUAUAUAAAUUUUGCGUAUGACGUCCACUAAAUCUAAAGCACGUGGGACAUCUUUCGAUACGGUAUCUUUUAUAAUUUUGUGCAAGAUAGAACGAAGUUGUAGCGAAAGAACUAUUUAUACUACGCUUUUGGUAAUAUCAACUUUUUUAUCCUUCUUUAAUAGUCUUACACGUUGAAAAUUAUUACAUUUCUUUUACAUUGUUAGCGAACGACUUUUACAUAGAGUUCACCUUCUCACGGCGACGAGAAACGCGAAACGGACGCUCAUUUCGGUGAGAAGGACAAGGUGAUAGCAACUACUAAGAUGUAUACUCGUUUUCGACUCGCUUCAAACGGACAUUCUCCGACGUUAACGAAGAACCUAUGCUCCUCGAGGAAUCCGGUUUUAUUCUUAACAAUACUCGAGAGAUGAAACGGGCGUGCCAUUUCGCGGCGAUGACGACGAAAUGUCUAUGUUUUUCCUUGCGAAAGAACAGACGAAGAACCGGUCGGGGGCCGUUGACGAGGAUUUCCGAUGAAUCUGCCACAAAUUCGUCAGCUUGACGUGGUGAAGUUUGCUUUUGUCUCGUCUACAAAUUGUAUGAGUGAGUGAGAGGGGGAGAGAGAGAGAGAGAGAGAGAGAGAGAGAGAGAGAGAGAGAGAGAGAACGUGCGUGAUUGCGUGCGCGGGUGCGGGUGUGUAUGUAUACGCGUGACUGGAUAGAGAAAAUGGACGAUGAAAAACACGUCUGGUUGGGGAGUAUUAUUGUAACAACCUCGUACACGGUCUCGUCAACCACCUUCGUAGUAAGAACUAGUUAAUUGUACAUACUUGUAAUUUACGAUUGUAUUUAGUUUAAGUCGAUGACACGGAGAGUGGGAACGGAUGAGAGAUUGGGAGACUGAACGAACGUAUGAGAGAAUGAAUGCAUGUAAGAGAGAAUUUUGUAAUCAGUGCGAAGCUUACGUGAUGGCUGUGUUUUACCACGCGGUCCGAUCUUCCAGGCAAUCCUGGGCCGCGCAGAAAUGUUCGGUAACCCCUAACCGCUGGAUCGCUCGAGUGUUCCCCCCGCCCCCGCCCCCGCUCCGAAAAAAAACCACCCCCAACGAGGCCGUCGCUCGACAUUUUUACGUAGUGAAAAAUUAGUAUAAACAAGACGGCUGAGCGAACGUGUACAUCGGGCGGAGAAAUCCGAAGAAAAAUAUAAUUAAAUACCGUCACGAGGACAAUCCAGCUGCCUAGCAGCCUUUUUCAAUGACAUUAAGAAUCGAGUAAACAAUCGUAUAGUCUGUCGCAAUAGUCGUCCACGAUUACGCAGUUGCCCGUAGAGAUACACAUAAAUUUAUAUGUAUAUAUACGCAUAGCGUAACGCAUUCAUCAUAUCGAUCAAAGCAAAUUCGUAAGAACCGUUUAACGCACGCAUUCUUCAUCGUUUUUACGAGUUCAUUUGAUAUUAUAUAGUAUAUAUGUCGAAACGUCGUUCUGUUCUCUUUUUUUUUUUAUAUAUAUAUAUAAUAUAUAUACAUAUAUAUAUAAAAAGUAUAUUUUACACCGAGUACAAUGUUAAUAAUUUAUUUUUAUUUAGUGUAAAUAAGUUCUAUAGACAAAAUACGUUUUUUAUACGAUAGUAUAUAGAAUAUACAUAGUUCGUUCGCUCUUCUGGGUUUUUACGGGUUUACUUUGAGAGGAACGGGCUAUCUCGUCCGAUUGCGUUGAAAUACAUCCGAUUCCCUCGGGGACGGCUGCGUAAUUACGGGGAUUGCGCGCCCCCAUUGGACAUUCGUUAUUUAAAAUGACUAUAUGAGAAGGAUAUGCAACCGAUCGUGAAAAAAUUUGUCCUCGUUUGGAGCUCCGCCGCGGCGACAGUGACAGAGGAAGAAUCCCUCGUUUCGCGGAGGAAACGUGACUUCCGCUUCCUCCUUCGCUGUGCGACGAAAACGUAACUUCUUCGCUCGGAAUCCGGGGUUUCGGAAUUUCUCUGCGCGGACCGGUGUACUUUCACCCUAGAUCCAGUCAGUAAAUCUCGUUACGUCCGCUGUUGCGUAUUUAUUGUUUUUUUUUUCUCUUCGUUACAUAGUAUGAAUUCCGUUCAGUAAACUUUCAAAGUCGAGUCAUGAUUGAGAGGACCAUUGAGGCAAUGUACCUUACGCUACCUUUUCGAGGAUUAUCGUGUUUGUUCUAAUGUAACUUUCUAUUUUCUACAUAUUUUUAACAGAUCCCUCUGGAAGCAUUCGAGAUACAAAAGGCUCUUGAGACAAUAGUACGAUCAAUUUUUAAUAUUUUUUUUUUAGUCGUUGUUUAUUAAUUUUUAUAAAUUAUUGACGAUCGGGGUCGACAAUUCGACAUAUUUAUUUCACUAUAUUGUACGCGCGUUUAUCGUGACUUGGACAUACGAGAUUGUAAUACUUUCGAUACGAGUUUUCAUGUAACAGCGAAAUAUUGUUUUCCUUUUUUAACGUUUAUAAUGUAUCUUGUAACUAGGCGUAUAUCUUUUUUGUUAUUUAUAUCAUUGAUUUUACUAGCAAUCCACGUUUAAUCAACUGUGUGCGGACUCGGCAAUGAAACGUUCAUUUCGGUGAAUCUGUAAAUAAUAAUAUUAAAAAUGCAAAAGGAAAAAAAGUGCAGAUUAUGAUUUCUAAUCGUUUCUGUAAUCGAGUUGACUGGUUCUAGGAUCGAGAGAGAUGUUAAUAUAUACAUUAGUAGUUAGAAUCCUGAAUUCUGAGAGGAGGAAUAACGUUGCGUGUACUGGAACCCGGGGAAAAUGAAAAACUCGCCGACGAUAAGCGGAGCCUUAGCGGAGCCUAUUAUUGCGUUGUGUACAGAGAGGGAAAAAAACGUGAAGAGAGCCAAGCGGAAAUCAUUUUAUUUCGAAUCGUUUCUUACUUACGCUAAGCAUAGAAAACCCGAUAACGACGAAUUUCUCAUAAUCGUUGUACGUGUCCGCAUGUAUCAUAAGUGAGGACGCUUACGACGACCCAGACACAUACGUGAGACACAUAUAUAAAUAUAUAAAUAUAUAAAUAGUUUUAUUAUAUUGCAAAGUGAAAUAAUACAAUAUUUAGCUACUGUAUAUAAUGUAAAAGAAAAAGCUGGUCUUGUAAGAUACGGAUUAAGGUGUUUUAAUGUGCACAUAGCCGCGUCAUUGUCAAUAAUCAUAUUAUUACGAUUAAUAAUAAUUACAGUUUUUUAAAAAAAAAAAAACGAAAA
Hylaeus volcanicus is the source of this 14145-nucleotide messenger RNA. It is a transcript of the gene rno, whose product is annotated as PHD finger protein rhinoceros. NCBI's taxonomy places the organism in Eukaryota, Metazoa, Arthropoda, Insecta, Hymenoptera, Colletidae. Gene Ontology annotation, biological process: regulation of transcription by RNA polymerase II. The transcript is spliced from 10 exons. Bases 518 to 9190 code for a protein of 2890 amino acids. The record is from RefSeq and is a predicted model, not a curated record.